Molecule: messenger RNA, 1755 nt
Organism: Poeciliopsis prolifica (blackstripe livebearer)
Lineage: Eukaryota; Metazoa; Chordata; Actinopteri; Cyprinodontiformes; Poeciliidae
Gene: guk1b
Product: guanylate kinase 1b
Exons: 9
Coding region: 120-821 (233 amino acids)
Biological process (GO): purine nucleotide metabolic process
Cellular component (GO): cytosol
Molecular function (GO): GMP kinase activity
Source: RefSeq, a predicted model, not a curated record
CACACACACACACACACACUGGGAUUGCACUCAGUCCAUUAAGACACCAGGCUUAAGCAUUGCUUGUUGCUGAACGUCUCUGCAGAACAGACGAUUCAGGCGCAGCGACAAAAGGAACAAUGUCAGGACCGAGGCCCGUGGUGCUGAGCGGCCCGUCUGGGGCAGGGAAGAGCACCCUGCUGAAGAGGCUGAUGAAGGACCACGAGGGAGUGUUUGGAUUCAGCGUGUCACACACAACAAGGAACCCUCGACCAGGGGAAGAAGAUGGCAAAGGACUGAACAAGCUCCCCAUGCUUCUGGGGGCUACUUUACUGCCUGUAGCAGACGUCUUUUCCUCUGAAUCCUCAUUUUCGUGUCCAAACGAAUCAGAACACAAAGAUAAAGACUACCACUUCACAACAAGAGAGGCCAUGCAGGAAGGCAUCGACAACGGAGAGUUUAUUGAGAAUGCUGAGUUUUCUGGCAACAUGUAUGGAACAAGUAAAGCUGCUGUGGAAGAUGUACGAGCUAAGAAUCUGAUCUGCAUCCUCGAUGUGGAUAUCCAGGGGGUGAAACGGAUUAAAGAGACUGAUCUGGACCCCAUCUACAUCUCCAUCCAACCUCCAUCCAUGGAGAUCCUGGAAAAACGUCUGAGAGACAGGCAGACAGAGACGGAGGAGAGUUUACAGAAACGUCUGGAGGCUGCACGCAUCGAUAUGGAGCUUAGUAAAGAGCCUGGAGUGUUUGACAUAGUUAUCAUCAAUGAUGACUUAGAGAAGGCCUACGAGGAGCUGAAAGAAAUCCUCAAUGAAGAAAUCAAGAAGGUCCAGGAGGCCAAAUGAACCAAAGACAAUUACCCACUUGUUUUGCUGCUUGUGACUCUGAUCAGAAUAACUCUCCCAGAGAAUGAACACAACCAAAGAAAAGAGCAGAAAAUAUGUUUUUUAUUAUAUUUCUCUUUCCAUUUCUCUGCGUCUGUGCCGUUUCCAUGCAGGUAAAGAAAUGCAAAAGUCUGGGUUGAAAUGUUUUCUUUGCUGAGCAAAAAUUUGUGUUGUAGUUAGCUGAAGAAAAACAGGUAAAAUGUAUGUAUUAAUAUCUUAAAACUGUAUAAUUUGAAACUUUUUUCUGGCCUAUAUUAAACACCUUUGGCACUUACAAACUUGUUAUAGCAAAUAUAGGCUUCAGAGUAUAAGUUCUCAGUGCUUUUCAGCCUAUUUGAAGCAUGAAUGUUCACUAUUAAUUGAUGGGAGAUAUUUUCAUUGUAGUCAGCCUUUGAAAUAUCUAUCUUACAAAAAGCCAACUACUAAGGAAUGAGAUGUAUGUAUGGAUAAAUGUAUGGAUGUACGGACGGAUGGGCAAAUCAUACUUUCAUAAACUGCAUAGAAAUCCAGUAUUACAUACUGUAUUUAUGCAUACUUUUGCUGAACACUAAUAUAAAAUAACUAAAACCUUUCUUCACAGAGAAGACUUUGUAUUUUGUAGAUUUCCAUUCAUGUUCAAUAUCACAUGUUUAUAUAGAAAUGUGGAUCAAUAAAGAGAUUGUGGACAUUAACAAAGCACUUCAAGUGUCAUUUAUUAUAUUUUUUCCAUUCACUUCAAGACAGGAGGUAAUUCACAAAACACACAUUUUUCUAUUUAUUCAUUGCAAACUUGUGAGUAAUAAAGUCUGGAAUAUAUUUCUGAAAUGUUCUCUUCUUUUCUUAAAACAAACAAAAAAGAUGUCACAUGUAAGACCAAACGUGCGUCCAUUUGACACUUUAACAGAUGAAGCAGCAA